CUACACUUCAUAGGGAACUCUUACAGUAUCUGGGGUUGUCCGUCACCCAGAUAUCCCCUAACGCCUGGAGGGUCUUCAUAGCCAUGGAGAUUCUUUACGGUGCAAUGUCAAACGGGGAAAGGAAAUUGACGGUCCGUGAAUUUCUUCACUGUUACCGUCCAGACGAGAUUUCUGGAUCAAGGGGGAUGUACAGUUUUGCCAGUCGGAGCCCCUUGUUGAAGGUGAUCUUUGAGACCCCAGACUCAAAUAGAGACUGGAAGAGUCGGUACUUCUUCCUGGAGGGUGACAGAUGGAUGAACCAUCCAGGGGAGACGGAGUACAUGCCCGUCGACACAACUUGGGCAGUUAUAAAUCAGACACGUAGACGGCGCCCUCAAGUCAGCCUCGAGGAGUUUAGCUUCCUUGAAAAGGUUUGCAAGAAGACUACGCCGGAGGAAAGGACUUGGGCUAAGUUGGUGAACCCGAGGACCAUACAUUGGUACUGCGACGGUCCUGAGCCCACCCAAGAAGCAAUAAGAUACGACGAGCGAGUUCAUAGACAGAUGGAUGACGCAAAGAGGAGAGCUUUGAUCAAGUCCCAAGCCGUCAAGAAGAGGGAAUCCGGCGAGGAGGUUCCUAAGGUGUCAGCUUCAGUCCCUAAGAGGAAACUGACGACAAAAUCCGACCGUCCAUUUAAGCAACCAAAGGUCUCUCUUGAACCUGUGGUUGGCUUAAUGGCUGAGGGUAACAAGGCCGUCACCCCAGCGAAGCAGGGGAAGGGUAAGGGAUUGAUGACGGUCCCAGACGGUAAGCAAGAGAGACAUCCUUCCCUUCUCCGUGAUGACUCCAAGUAUGCAUUGGAGAAGCUGUCGUCCAUCAUCACGGCAGAAGACUAUGAAGACCUGGGAAACCAUUCGACGGAGGCCAUGGGGGAGACGGGCCUCUUUGCCGUCGCUCAGUCCUUGGUCAUGAUGAAGGGACUACUUGACCGGUGUCUCAACCGUGAGAGUACCUUGGAUCGGGUGCGCGCGAAGGCGCAGCAGACGGAGGAAGAGCUCGGACAACUUCAUAAAUGGAGGUCCAAGAUGGAGAAGAAGCUGGAGCUUUCUGAGCAGGCGAGGAAGGAGCUGGAGGAGAAGACGGCCACUUCGCUGACGGCCUUAGAGAAUAAAGAGGCUGAGAUCAAACAACUCAAAGAAGAGCUCCGUCAGGCGAAAGUGGCAGCCGUCGAGGAGUAUCGAUGCUCGGAGUCCUGUUUGAGCGAGCUGUCGGACUCCUUCCUUCAAGGCUUCGAUGAUUCUCUCCGUCAAGUCAAGAAGGCUUAUCCAGAGCUGGAUUUGACAAUGGUCAAACUUGAGGACCAAGCCCAGACUUCUGCCCUCCCCGUCGCCUCCGAAAAUACGGAGGACCUUUUUGGAGACGGUGCUGCUCAAGGAGACGGAGAGUCCGCCCCGUCGAAGGAUGUCCCAGUUGCUGAACCAAAGGAAGUUUAA
Molecule: messenger RNA, 1472 nt
Organism: Quercus robur (English oak)
Lineage: Eukaryota; Viridiplantae; Streptophyta; Magnoliopsida; Fagales; Fagaceae
Exons: 4
Coding region: 84-1472 (462 amino acids)
Source: RefSeq, a predicted model, not a curated record